UCUACGCUGCUAAAAUAGUUAUAAACAUUUAAUAAAUGCUUUAAAUAUGAGUGAAACUGAGUUGAAAUUGUGUAAAAUUUGUUUGAACAGCAAGACACAGACUGGGUUGUUCAAUAACCCACCUCUGAAUAAGUUUUUUAGUCAUGUUUUGGGGAUACAUAUGGCGUGUUUGCCCGCCCAGCCCCCGUAAGACCCUGCAAAAUAUACAAAAUGGAGGUUGGCAGAUGUGGCCAUUUUAUUUCCCUCCUGCUGCGGGAGUUCAGCACACGAAGGGUUACAGUCCAGUAACAAAAUCAAAAGUGGAAAAAACCAAGACAGUUAAUUUUCAAGUUGCACCCAAGACAGAACAUCCUAUAAGAACUUGGCUCUGUGCGUGGUGCGGUUCCACGUUAAAGAAGAUUAUGAGGCUGGUGCAACUUGCUGAGGAGUCCCACGCCUACCUGUCUCAGGUCAAACUGAAUAAGGAAGAACAUAGAAUAAGCCAUUUUGUUCUCUCUUUCCACCACAACGAACAUACAGACAUUCCUCCUUCACCAACAAAAGACACAAGAAAAACUAAACUCAAAACAAAACAUAAAAUUAAAAACAAGCUAAAACAUUUAAAAGAAACUGAAAACGUACAAGUUGAAAAUAAUGUAAAUGAAUAUGAAAGUGAAUAUAAAAUUGAAGAAAUAAAAUUAGAAGCAGUAGAUGUUGAUGGAGCUGAUGAUGACAUUGAAAACGAUGAAUUUAAUGAUUUUGAAAAAGACACAGAUGAAACGCUCGAUACAGAUAUUUUAGACAGACCUAAAAGAAAAGUUAAUCCUAAAUUAUAUGCUAAAUGUGAACAGUAUAAUUUUACGCUGAAGGUGUUAAGCAUAGAAGAGCAGAGAACAGAAUUGGAAGAGAAGAAGAAAUCGGAGAAGUAUUUGAGCAGGAAGUACAAGUGUGAGUUUUGUGGUAUCAGUUUUGUGACGAAAGAUGUUUUUGAAGAACACAACCAGAGGCAUCAGGAGUCCCACAGCCCUCAUGAAUGCCCGCUAUGCCGCCUCCGCUUCAGCACCGCUUUGGUGCUCUCACAGCACGUGUUGGCACAUGCGCGUCGCUUCACUUGUCGUCUGUGCGGCGCCGUCGUUACACGAUAUAGCGAUUGCGAGAGCCACCGGCGUAAGUGCGGCCAGGCGUCUCCUGGUGUUUGUUCGCUCUGCGGGAAGAUUUUCACAAAUCAGAAUUCGUUGGACAACCAUGUAAGGGGUGUGCACUACAGAAAAGAAAAGAAGUUUGUGUGUUCGUAUUGCAAUCAGAAGUUUCAGACCAAGCAGCGACUCGCCAUACAUACCAGGACGCAUACUGGCCUAAAACCAUACACCUGCGAGCUAUGCGGACGCUCUUUCGCUGCCAACUCUAACCUACGGAAUCAUCUAGCUGCACACGCACAAGCCCGUCCACAUUACUGCGUCGAAUGCGACAAAUCGUAUAAAACAAGGAAAGGACUAAGGCGGCAUCUGUUGGAAGGCGCUUCACAUGUUGGAAAGAAAACUCACUCAUGCCACCAUUGCCUGAAAAGCUUCACUUCAGAGAAACUCCUGGCGUCUCACAUCAGCUCCGUGCACACGAGGGAACCUGACUCCUGUACUCUUUGCCAGAUGACAUUCCUGACGUCUGCAAGUUUGAAGAAACACAUCCGAAGUGUACACGAACCGGCAGUCUAACCCAGAGGCUACUUAACUUGAAAAGAGCCAUCCGCGGCAGUGGGGGAACCUGCAGCGUUCGGGCGUUGUCGGCUCCGUUCGGCUCACCAUUUCUCCGAGCAAUUAUUAUACUCUGUAUCUUUAGAUAUUUAAAUAAAAGUAAACAAAUAAUUUGUAAAUUUUCGGGUAGUUAUAAUAUUUACUGGUUAACCAACCAAAUACAUAACCGCCUGGAUCUAUGACUGAACGAACUGACUUUAACCUACAUUAUUUGAUCAUGUUAUAUUUUCAUCUACCCUCAACUGGCUUAAUUAGCCAUUUGAGGGUAGAUUUUGUUUACUUUUAUUUAAAUACCUAUAGAUACAGAGUAUAGGGUUGGCAAAACUUAACGUCCGUUUGCGUACAAAACCACAGAGAAGAUAAUGACUUGAAUGUUUACCACCCUAAAUAGCUGAAAGGGAUAGUGUCACACAUAGAAAGGACAACGUGAUUCGUCCCUGAAUCGCUGUCAUACCUCGUUUUUGUAGGAAGAUUUAUUAUUUAU
Cydia pomonella (codling moth) is the source of this 2214-nucleotide messenger RNA. RefSeq names its product gastrula zinc finger protein XlCGF26.1-like. Lineage: Eukaryota; Metazoa; Arthropoda; Insecta; Lepidoptera; Tortricidae. The record is from RefSeq and is a predicted model, not a curated record. The transcript is spliced from 10 exons. Gene Ontology annotation, cellular component: nucleus. The coding region runs from base 144 to 1691 and encodes 515 amino acids.